ACAGUUCACUCAAAGAUGAUUCCAAUUAUCCUCCCAUACAGAGUCCCCCACUCCUCCUCUAAUAAGUGAACAACACACAUACACACACACACUCUAUGAGAAACAAGAAUUUACUGGCUGAGUAAAGGCGGCUGUUUUUUUAACCACAAAAUAAAUUACAAAAGUUUAUUUUAUUUUCUCUCUCUAGAAAAGAACAAAGAAAAGGGAGAGAGAGAAAGAGGGAUUUCCGUUUGUUUACCGAAGAUGGGGAGAAAGAAGCUGGAGAUCAAGCGAAUCGAGGAUAACAGUGCGAGAAUGAUUUGUUUUUCCAAGAGAAGAAAUGGUCUGGUUAAGAAAGCCAAGGAGUUAUCUGCUCUCUGCGAUGUCGACGUGGCCGCCAUUUUCUUCUCCAAGAGGGGAAAGCUUUAUGAGUAUUGUAACGCUAAUAGCAUGGCGCAGGUCCUGCAACAAUAUCAAAGUCGAGUCGAGAGUGGGAAAGAUGGUUGCGAUACAAAGGAUCUGCUGUACUCCAGAAACGGUGAUUAUCUUACAUAUAGUGAGCUUCUCAAAACUGUUGGAAGUGAACUUAAGGAGCCACAUGUUGACAAGAUAAGUGUGGCGGACCUUGGGCUCAUGCAGAAACAUCUUGAGACUGCAUUAAUGGAUAUACGUUCGACUAAGACAAAAAUGACGAGGGAUGCUCAAUCAAGCCUUCAGGAAAAGGAAAAGAUGCUGGAAGAAGAAAAAAAACAUUUCAACGAGAUUGUUGAAGGCAGUAAGUGUGCUAGGAAAAAGAAGGUGGUGAUAGAUCUCAACAUUGCCGCAGACGACAAAUAGAAGCAGCAUACAACACCGGACCUAGCUCGAUCAAACUUUUAUGUGCAAAAUAAAAAUAAAAUAUCUGCCGAAUCAUAAGAAUGCAUGCAGGUAUAAAUAAAAGGUGCUAGAGGAAUAUGGACCUACCUCUUUACUUGUUGCAUGGUGUGUAAGCUGCUUGAACCCUCUUCUGUAUUCGAGCUUUUGUUAAAUAUUGCUAUUAAAUAUUGCUCUGUUUUUAACGGUUGAACAUAUAUGGGAUAUAUGCUUUGCUUUUAUCAUUGCAUACAAAAA
This is a messenger RNA of Erythranthe guttata (spotted monkey flower), 1089 nucleotides long. RefSeq names its product agamous-like MADS-box protein AGL70. Gene Ontology annotation, biological process: regulation of DNA-templated transcription. Gene Ontology annotation, molecular function: protein dimerization activity; DNA binding; DNA-binding transcription factor activity. NCBI's taxonomy places the organism in Eukaryota, Viridiplantae, Streptophyta, Magnoliopsida, Lamiales, Phrymaceae. Gene Ontology annotation, cellular component: nucleus. The record is from RefSeq and is a predicted model, not a curated record.